AUGAAGCCGAGCAGCCAAAGUGCUGAAAGCAGCAAACGCCUACGACUCUUGUCCCUGGAGAAUGACCCCCCAGCGGUGGUGGAUGGAGGAAAAGCUUUUGAGCUGAGGGAGCAGUACCGUGAGUUUACCACCUUCCUCUACGGAUCAGCAGUGGAAUACGACUGUCGUCCAGGUUACAUCCAGGUGAGAAAAGUCAACGUCCGAAACGCCCUUAUUUGUGGAAAAGAUGGCCAGUGGCACGGAUCACAGGAGUUCUGUGCGCCGAGGCGGUGCAUCUACCCCGGAGAGCCGGCCAACGGCAGACUCGUCCUAGCAGAAACGUUCGCUUUUGGCUCAACAGUGAAUUUCACCUGCAACACGGGGUACAGGCUGGUUGGAAGUUCUCAAAUUCAGUGUGUAAUUAAAGAUGAUGUUGUUUCAUGGGACAAAGAUAUUCCCUUCUGUGAGCCAAUACCGUGUUUACCCCCUCCAGAAAUAGCUAAUGGGGAGCACAACGGAGCUGACAAAGACCACUUUGAAUACGGGACAUCUGUCACUUACUGGUGCCACCCUGUCAAGAAGGGACAGAGACCUUUCUCACUGGUGGGAGAUGCCUCUAUUUUCUGUACAACCACAGAUAACGUAAAUGGUGUCUGGAACAAGCCAGCCCCAGAAUGCAAAGUGGUCACCUGUGAGCAGCCGCAGGUGGAGAACGGGAGGCUGCUGAGCAGGUACCGCCGCGACUACGCCUACGGAGACAGCGUCCUCGUCGACUGUAACUUCCGCUACAGCCUGAACGGCAGCGACACGUCCACGUGCCAGGAGAGCGGCCUCUGGGAGCCUCCGCUGCCGCGCUGCCAGCGCAGUAGCUGUGAUGACCCUCCCAACGUGCACAAUGCUGUUAAAGCAAAACUUGCCGGUAACCUGUUUCCUGUGGAGACCGUGGUCACCUACGAGUGCCGGCAGGGCCACCAGUUCAGCCCAGGAGAAACCACACGGCACAUCCAGUGUCUGCCGGACUUCACGUGGACUGAAACUCCACCUCCUUGUGAAAGAAUCCGCUGCCCAAAUCCAGAUGUCAGGAAUGGAAGGCCCUUUAAUGUCUGGGGACAGAAGGUUGAUUACGUGUAUGGAGACAGGCUGGAAAUCAUGUGUACCGAGGGCUAUGCCUUCAAAGGUCGCGGCAGUAGCCUUGUGCUUCACUGUACGAGCGAUGGUAGAUGGGAUCCAGAGGUACCAGAGUGCACUCCAGAACCUCGUUGCCCAAAGCCAGAUGUUGCUCAUGUGAGAGAGGUGUAUAAAAGCAAAACUGACUACACGGUUGGGACCCGAGUGAGGCUGGCGUGUGAUUCAGGCUAUGUCCUCAGGGGCCAGGAGGUGACCGAGUGUCAGGCUGAUAUGAGCUGGGCUCCCCCGUUACCGUUUUGUGACAAAGCCUGUGGUCCCCCUCCCCAAAUCGCCAGCGGCCGCCACUCUGGCUUGGGACAGGAGCAGUUCACCUAUGGCGCAGAGGUGACGUACAGCUGUGCUGAGGGUCUGUCCCUCCUUGGGGACCCGUCCAUCUACUGCACUUCCAACGACGGGGUGAACAUGACAUGGAGCGGACCUGCCCCGGAGUGCAGGCUGGUUCGGUGCCCCGCGCCCGCCGUCGAGAGGGGAAGGAUGACUCCACAGAGGUUCACGUUUCCCUACGGGGCAGCCGUGCAGUUCUCCUGCGACGAAGGCUUCAAGCUGCACGGCGAUGCCGAGAGCCGGUGCCUGGCCGACGGCACCUGGCACCCCCUCCUGCCCGUCUGCCAGCCCGUUCAGUGUUACCGACCCAUAGCACAGGAGGGGAACCUUGUGGUUAACUCUUAUAAAUUAUGGUACAAGGUGAAUGAAACUCUGUCCUUCUCUUGCCAACGUGACGGCCGUCUGUCAAAAAAGCAUGAUACUUGUGAGAAGAUUCUUCAAAACAGCGAAGCUUUCCAGUGCGGGAUUCCUCUGACAGAACUGAAAACUCUGCUGGAAGUCCAGAAACUGUACCUGGAGAUCCAGAAACUUGAAAGGGAGCUGAAAGCCACAGCAUACGGCUGA
This is a messenger RNA of Apaloderma vittatum (bar-tailed trogon), 2055 nucleotides long. RefSeq names its product C4b-binding protein alpha chain-like. Bases 1 to 2055 code for a protein of 684 amino acids. Lineage: Eukaryota; Metazoa; Chordata; Aves; Trogoniformes; Trogonidae. The record is from RefSeq and is a predicted model, not a curated record. The transcript has 13 exons.